AUUAUUAAAUGUGGGUCUAUUUCUGAAUAUUGUUGAUGCAGGAAAUUCCGGAAAAUUGCAAUCAAAAUUUAUGAUGUUAAGAGUGUAAUCAAAUUUGAAUACAAACAUGUAAUUUGGAUGAAAAAACUCUCCGAGAUCUUGCUAUAGCUUACAUGUUAUGCUUGACGUACAGAAACAAUUGUUAUGUAUACAUGUAAUUUAAUCAUAUGUGUCAUUUUGACCGCGAAUCCGGUAUACAAUAUACAUAAUUCUACAGUAGGAUGUUACAUAAACGACACGUUUAUCCCAUGUGAAACAAAUUUGAAAUUAAUGAAAUCAGGGAAAUGUGAAGAUUGCGAGGCUGGUAGAUAUGGUUGUAACUGCUCUCUAGUAUGUUCCAGCAAUGCAUUUGGUGUAGGCUGUUACUCCACAUGUAACUGUUUUGCUGAUGAGAUUUGUGAUCCCGCAACAGGAUGUACUAGCAACACCAGUGUUUCUUCAUAUACAACAGAUAUGUUUUCAGAUUCCUCCAACCUUCCAAGAAGUUCUCCUGUAAGGUCAUUUAAUUUUCCAAAAAACAAUCGUCUGAACAAAUUUCCGUUGUCGCUGCUGGUGUCCUCGGCAACUGUAGUUUUCUUCAGCAUACUCUGUGCUGCUAUCCUGAUACGAUUAAAAAAAAGAGUAUACCAACGUGAAUACAAAAAACUGGUAAAUAACUUGCACAUGGCUGAAACAAGAAGAACUGAAGAUGAUCCUGAAUAUGCUUCCUACAACUAUACAGAUUCGAGUAUAUUCAGCAAUAGCCUACGCCAUAGCAAUGAAGAAAACACGUACGACCAUUCGGAACGAGGAAGCUACAACAUCUUAUCUCUAAGAACCAGAUCAUCAAUGGUAAAUGAAAAUGACGAGGGGUGUGAUGUGGCUUCAUGCAGUUUUCCACAUUCAUCUUACAGUAUGUCAAAAUCUAAAGUCGAGGAGUUGAAUGUCGGGAUAGAACCAGAAUGUUUGAUCAACCUAUUUCACGAGGACGAAGGUCAAAAAGUAAUAUAUACCAAAUGGGAAAAGGAAACUAAUCCUAAAUCACCGACUACAAGUAUCAACAGACCAAAGUCAAGCAUAUGGUGAUAGCGACAUACUGCGUCAUGUCCUGAAAAAGAGGAAUUUCGUGUCUAGUUGUGCCGCGAACAAAGAGAAAGUGGUUAUUUAAAAACCCAAAAUCAUGAAUACAUGCAUGUCUGUAUGCUGCAUUAAGUUCACAGGAGGAUGUUGCUUUUGAUUGGAAUACAUGAUUAGAAGUCCAUACAAUAAAAACAUAAUGAUUGAGUUUGCUUCUCAAAACCAAAUCUCAGAAAACUUGUUACACGUAACUUUAGUACAGUUUUUGAUAAUUCCAAUAUUUGAAGAAUGUAGGUACAUACAUGUAUCUAUGAAGGAAAAUUAAAAUGAUAUUCCGUCUCAUCUCCACUUGUGUACAUGUACUACAGUGUAUAUUAUUCUAAGACAAAAUAUUUGUUUGUUGUCAUUUUUGGCGUAUCUUGAAAAACACUUUUUGUCUUAUCAGCCAUAAUAAAAGUCACGGUGGUGGCAAAGUACAGCAUA
This is a messenger RNA of Ostrea edulis (European flat oyster), 1578 nucleotides long. RefSeq lists its product as uncharacterized. The record is from RefSeq and is a predicted model, not a curated record. Gene Ontology annotation, molecular function: scavenger receptor activity. Bases 184 to 1104 code for a protein of 306 amino acids. The transcript is spliced from 6 exons. Lineage: Eukaryota; Metazoa; Mollusca; Bivalvia; Ostreida; Ostreidae.